AUGGUUGAAGAAGGAGAUGUGGAAGAGACGGAAAAAGGAGUUGAAGCUGAAGAGUGUGAAGAGGUUUUGGUUGAAGAAGAAGCUGAAAAAGACAAAGAAAAAGAAACUCCAACACUACCCAAGCCUAUUUUGAAGGAGAACAACCCACUACCGCACUUCCAAUCACAACUGAGAAGCACGAAACGCGAGCGCGAGGAAGAGGAUAUCAUGGAAUUUUUUUUGCAAGGUUUGCCUCCAAAAUGCAAGGAUUCGAGGAUUUUCUCAGUUCCUUGUAAAUUGUGGAACCUUGAUUUUCCAAAAGCCAUGCUUGAUCUAAGAGCUUCAGUUAAUGUCCUCCUAUUUUAUAUUUUUGAAAAAUUAAAAUUGGGAUCUUUGCAAAACACUAGGACAAUUAUACAGUUGGCUGACCACUCAACAGUACACCCAAAAGGUGUAUUGGAGGAUGUUCUUGUUCAAGUGGAUAAUUUGAUUUUUCCCGCUGAUUUUUACAUUUUGGACAUGGGAAACUUGGACACUUUUGAUACGAACUCUAUUAUUUUGGGAAGCCCUUUUGUGAAAACUGCAAAAACGAAAAUUGAUGUUUUUAAUGGAAUAAUUUCAAUGAAGUUUGAUGAGGAAGUGGUUAAAUUUCAAAUUAAUAAUUGA
This is a messenger RNA of Lactuca sativa (garden lettuce), 645 nucleotides long. NCBI's taxonomy places the organism in Eukaryota, Viridiplantae, Streptophyta, Magnoliopsida, Asterales, Asteraceae. The record is from RefSeq and is a predicted model, not a curated record.